Nicotiana tabacum (common tobacco) is the source of this 1618-nucleotide messenger RNA. RefSeq names its product trihelix transcription factor ASR3. Lineage: Eukaryota; Viridiplantae; Streptophyta; Magnoliopsida; Solanales; Solanaceae. The record is from RefSeq and is a predicted model, not a curated record.
UAUUAAAAGAUUACAGAUGGCAAAAACAGUAAUACCCCUCCUAUUUCUUGAUUCUUGGAUGUUAGUGAUAAAGUUAUAUUCCAUAAACAAAGAUGAGCAAUAACCAUCGGAGUUAAACCAAAAAAGGAUCCCAACCCCAUAUGCCAUAACUAUGUUCUCUCUUCUCUGAAAGUAAGGCACAUCUCUUCUCAACAACCAAAAACACUAGUUAAAGUGGUAAUCAAAUAACGGGCCUGGAUCCUACACAAAACGCCGUUACCAUAAUACCCUCACGCGCGCUUCAAAAACCUAUUCUUUUAUAAUUGAAUUUGAAUGGCGCUUGAGCCAUUGACCCUCGCUCCUGCCCCCUUUGACGGCGAUUCAAACGGCGGCCGUCAACAAUCCGUCAACGGCGCCGAUGACGGAAACAGAGCGCCCAGGCUGCCACGAUGGACCAGGCAAGAAAUCCUGGUCCUCAUACAAGGCAAAAGAGUGGCAGAGAACAGGGUCCGAAGAGGGCGUACGGCUGGACUGGAAUUGGGUUCGGGUCAGGUUGAACCCAAGUGGGCAUCUGUUUCAUCCUACUGUACAAAGCACGGGGUGAACCGGGGGCCGGUUCAGUGCCGGAAAAGAUGGAGUAAUUUAGCCGGUGACUUUAAGAAGAUUAAAGAGUGGGAGUGUGGGAUAAAGGAAGAAAGCGAGUCAUUUUGGGUGAUGAGGAACGACUUGAGGCGAGAGAGAAAGCUGCCCGGUUUUUUUGAUAGGGAGGUCUACCAAAUUCUGGACCGGGGAAGCGGUGGAGAGGAGAUAGAGGAAGGUUUAGCUUUGGCUUUGGCGCCUGCAGCAGCAGUUAAUGAGCCAGAAGCAUUGUUUGACAGCGGGCGGAGUGCAGCAGCAGAUGAAGGGUUGUUCUCAGAUUUUGAGCAGUCUGAAGCUGGUGACAAAGAUAAGCACAUGCCUAUUCCUGCUCCAACUCCUAUUUCCGAACAGCAGUAUCAACCACUACCUAUGGAGUGUCAUGCUCAAGGUAUAAAUCAUCAAAAGGAACCGACCUCAAAUCCUGAUGGAGGAAGUGCUCAGGAAGGAAAGAAACGGAAGCGCGGUGUCACGGAUACUGAUGAAGAAGCGGACAAUCUGCAGCAUCAGUUAGCCAAAGCAUUGGAGAGGAAUGGUAAUCUGCUGAGCUCCCAACUUGAGGCUCAGAAUGCACAUUAUCAGCUGGAUAGGGAGCAGAGGAAAGACCAUGUCAAUAGCUUAGUAGCAGUUCUUGAUAAGCUUGCAGAUGCCAUGGUUAGAAUUGCCGAUAAAUUGUAGAGAACCUAUUGGGGUGUACAUAACAUGUUAUCUCUCACUCCUUGAACCAUAAUCAAUGCUAAAGAAUUUUGGUGAGCAAACCAGAUACCAGUUGAUGGUCAAAUUCGAUCAUUUUUAAUUGGUAGUUGGAAAUAUAAUAUUCUUUUCAGAUUUUGCACUUUCUAAGAUUUAAUCGUGUUACAAGUUUACAAUAAUACAGAUAGGACUGGGAGGCUAGCUAGCAUUAAAUAAACAAGUACACUUUAUUAGAGAUAUCUCUUGUUUUCUCACGACUGUACAGAUACAAGAUAGAUGAGUGAAACUGCGAUUGUAAGCUGCCAUCUUA